This is a messenger RNA of Staurois parvus, 471 nucleotides long. The record is from the annotation of a GenBank genome assembly. Lineage: Eukaryota; Metazoa; Chordata; Amphibia; Anura; Ranidae.
AUGGGCCCCUGUACCGCCUCCUCAUGCUGCUGCCAGGCCCGUAAUCUGCCAUGGGCCCCCGUACCGACUCCUCAUGCUGCUGCCAGGCCCGUAAUCUGUCAUGGGCCCCUGUACCGCCUCCUCAUGCUGCUGCCAGGUCCAGAGUGUGUCAUGGGUCCCUGUACGGCCUCCCAUUGCUGCUGUCUCCAUCGCCACACUCUGCCAUGUGCCACUUUCAGGUCUCCUCACACUGCUGGUGGGUUCCAUUUUUUCAUAGGGUGCUGUAUGGCCUCCCAUUGCUGCUGCCUCCACCGCCACACUGUGGCUUCACACUCUGGUUUUGGCCCCGUGACUGCCCAAAUGAGUGAAGUGUGCGGUGAUUCUAAGGACGGCACUCAUCUGCAUGUCAUACUGACUGACAGUAUUAUUUCUCUUCCCCAGCAGACUCCAAGGGCAUUUAAAUUAAAGGUACAGUGUUCUGCACUAAUAUAA